Cercocebus atys (sooty mangabey) is the source of this 5110-nucleotide messenger RNA. RefSeq names its product StAR-related lipid transfer (START) domain containing 6 (gene STARD6). The transcript has 6 exons. The record is from RefSeq and is a predicted model, not a curated record. The coding region runs from base 5 to 931 and encodes 308 amino acids. Lineage: Eukaryota; Metazoa; Chordata; Mammalia; Primates; Cercopithecidae. Gene Ontology annotation, molecular function: lipid binding.
CAGGAUGGGACAACCCUCGAAAAGACACCGUCCUUCCCGGCCUAACUCACCUCUAAGGCCCCAAAAUAAAAAUAAAACAAAACAAAAAAAACCGCACACUUCCACAGCUCUCCGCCGAAAGCUCAGGCCUGUUACCCAACGCGAGACACCGCAAAGCAUCCCGAACCCGGACACCGCCCCGCCUCAAGGCUCGCCUCACUCGCAGCUUACUCAGCCGUCACAGCAGAGCUCAACGCCCGCGCUCGCUUUCAAACCGCCCCAACAUGGCGCCGGCCUGCGGUGCGCACGCGCGGCAGUGGGGCGCCGGGCGCUAGGGGAGGCGAGGAAGCGGCCAGAGCGGAGAAGAGGAUGCUGUGGAGCGUUAGGUCGCGACCCCUGCUGGGAGCUCAUCCGAUGUUCCAUCACCAGAUAUCGUGUUGAAGGGAUAAUUCCAGAAUCAGCAGCUAAACUAUCUGAUUUCCUCUACCAAACUGGAGAGAGAGUUACAUGGGAUAAAUCAUUGCAAGUGUACGAUAUGGUACACAGGAUUGAUUCGGACACAUUCAUAUGUCAUACCAUUACACAAAGUUUUGCCAUGGGCUCCAUUUCCCCUCGAGACUUUAUCGACUUAGUGUACAUCAAGCGCUACGAAGGAAAUAUGAACAUUAUCAGCUCUAAAAGCGUGGAUUUUCCAGAAUAUCCUCCAUCUUCAAAUUAUAUCCGUGGUUAUAACCAUCCUUGUGGCUUUGUAUGUUCACCAAUGAAAGAAAACCCAGCAUAUUCCAAACUAGUGAUGUUUGUCCAGACAGAAAUGAGAGGAAAAUUGUCCCCAUCAAUAAUUGAAAAAACCAUGCCUUCCAACUUAGUAAACUUCAUCCUCAAUGCAAAAGAUGGAAUAAAGGCACACAAAACUCCAUCAGGACGUGGAUUUCGUCAUAAUAGUCAUUCAUGAUACCAAAAGAAGAAAUGAGGCCAUUCUGCUAUAAAAUCAUGUGUAGUAGUUAUUGCAGUUUACUUCUAAGUCAACAUGCAUAAAUAAUACUGUUAAACUAUUCUAAACAAUAUUCUUGUACACAUUGCUGAAGAUAGUUCAUAAAAAUAAGAACUCAUAGUUGUACAAGAAUAUGGCAUUAAAUACAGUUUUUAAUCUCACAUAAGAAUGAUGUUAAAUAACAAGUGGUAUUAGCAUAUUUUCAUCUUUUGCUUUUGUCCCUGUAAAAUCCUCUGUAUAAGAACCAAUAAGAAAGCAGAUACAGUCAGAGGUCAGCAUUAACUAAAGGUUAAAAUAUACUUUAAAUUGUUUUUCUUUCACUUACUGCUUAAAUUGAGAAUUGUAGGAAAAAUGAACAUAAAAAUUGAAAAGAAUUCCACUAAAAUGUAUGACUAAUGACAUUUAGAAUUUUAAAUGGAAUGAGUCAUCAAACAAUUUCUGGUGUGGCCAAGAUGCAAUAGCCCAUUCCUCCCAAGUCUUUCCUCUUAAAACUUAAAGACCCUGCACAUAACACAACAAGCAAGCAUAGGAAAACUCAAGCAUAGGUGGAAAGAAUGCAGCAAGCUCAUCUAUGGACGUUGGGACUUAAGGAAUGACAUUCAGUGAGUUCUCUGGGUUUCCUUAUUGCCUCCCACAUAUCCCAGGUGGGAAAGACACACACACACACACACACAACUGCAUGCAUGAAAAGCCUUCUCCUCCUAGUCAUAGGACCAGGUGCCUAACAGAACAAAAACCCUUUUUUGUAAUGCCCACCCUACACCAGCCAAGCAUCAACCUACAAGCCACCCCCAUGGUUUCAGUGUGGCAGAGCAAGGAGAUACUUUUCCAUCCUACCCACCCCCAUCCCACAGAAGCAGAUGGGAGUGCCCUGACACACCCCUAUCCUAUGGUGUCUGCAAAGCUGAGCAGGGAGCUAAUCUCCCAUCUUCUACCAGGCAGAUGUAGGCAGCACUGAUUGCCCUUCCAGGUGAUGUAGACUGACCAAGCAGGGAGCUGAUUUUCUGUCUUCCACUCAGCAGAAGCAGGAGGUAAUAUAGGUAGUAUGAGUGAAGUCCAGUGACAAAGACAGCUUCCACCCCCAGCUGGCAGCAACGAGACUUAACCAAUGUCUUAGUCCAUGUUCUGUGGCUAUAACAGAAUACCACAGGUUGAAUAAUUAUAAAGAAAAGAAGUGUAUUUAGUUCACAAUUCUGGAAACUGAGAAGUCCAAGAGCCUGGUACCGACAUCUGGUGAGGGCCGUCUUGCUACAUCAUAACAUGGUGGAGGGCAUCACAUGGCAUGAGGGUAAGAGCAAGAGAGACCUCACUUUUAUAACAAAACCACUCCUGUGAUAGUAACAUUAAUCCAUUCAUAAAAGCAGAGGGACAUUCAACCCAUAGUAACUAGGUAGUGCAAAGAAAGACUAGUGACCAGGGAGCUUCACUACCCUCUCCCACCCCUACUCCCACCCCUGGAGUCACCAAGGCCCACCAGGAUGCUAAGCCUCCAUCCCCACCCUCCAUCAGGGUGUAGUGGGAACAGUGACCCACCAAAAAAAAUGUCCAUGUCACAUCCCUGGAACUUGUGAAUGUGACCUAAUUUGGAAAAAGGGUCUUUGCAAAGAUAAUUAAAGAUCUCAAGAUGAGAUCACCCUGAAUUAUCCUGGUGGCCCUAAAUCCAAAAACAAAUGUCCUUAUAAGAGAUACAUAGAGGAUAGAGACAUGGAGAAGAGGAGAAAGCCAUGUGAAGACAGAGGUAGAGACUGGAGUUUUACAGCCACAGCCCAGGAACACUUGGAGCCACGAGAAACUGGAAGAAGUGAAAAAGGAUUCUCCCCUAGAGCUUUCAGAAGGAGUGUGGCCCUGCUUUCAGACUUCUGGCCUCCAGAGUUAUGAGACAAAAAAUUUGUUUUUUUAAGUCACUAAAUUUGUGGAAAUUUGUUAUAGUUUCCAUUGGAAACUAAUAUACCCUCUCUGGUGUUAGCAGGGUUCAGCAGGGAUCUGAGCCUCCAUUCCCACCUGGGUAUCAACAAGGUGAAACAAAGAGGUAGGACACGGGCCUAGGCAGCACUCCAUUUCCUUGUCACCUCCCCUGUGUCAUCAGGUUCCAUUGGGGAGGUAAGCUUCCAGUCCCACUGGGAAGCAAAAAGGAUGUGCAAAUCAGUGCCCCCCUUUGCCAGGAGGAUGUCAGCAGGGCCAGAAGGGGAGCUGAACUGCCACCUCACCCAUCUGCAGUGAGAGGAAGUCUGUGCUCUACUUUUGCCAGAGUGGUGAUGGCAGGGCCCAAUGGAAGGCUAAACCAACACAUCCACCCAGUCCUCAUACUACACCUGAACAGCAGGACUGCCUGCUAAAAAUGAAGAUUAAAUAGGAUCCAGAGGUCUUCAGAAAGAAAAGAGCAUUGGAAUGGGUAAAAAUAAACUGUUCUCGUGAGUAUAUUAAAUCACCUUUGAUGGGUGACAAAGGUUUAAAAACAAUUCAGUGGAACAGCCUUUCAGCAAAUGGUGUUGGAGCAGCUGGACAUUCAUAGGCCUUGAUCUAACCUUACGCUAAGUACAAAAAUUUACUUAAAAUGGAAUAUGGAGUUAUAUGCACAAUAUAAAACUAUAAAAUAUUUAGAAGAAAAACACAGGAUAAAAUUUUCAGAACCUACAACUAGGCAGAGAUAUUACACUUGACACCAAAUCAAGAUUCUUAACAGAAAAAAAUGACAAAUUGACCUUAAUCAAAGUUAAAAAAGAAAAAAAGGUAUACUACGUGAAAGACCUGAGAGGAUGAUGGAAAGAUAAGUGAUAGACUGGAAAAAAAAAUAUUUGCAAGACAUUUCCAACAAAGUACUUGUAACUAAAAUAUAUAAAGAGCUUUCAAAACUCAACUGUAUAAGAAACAAUCUAAUUAGGGACAAAGACAUGGACAUUUCACUAAGAUAUCCAUAUCAAAAGAUGUUCAGCAUCAUUGGCCAUUAGGUAAAGGCACAUAUCAGUACAAGCUUACCAGAAUAGCUAAGUUUUUUUUUAAUAGUGAUAACAUCAGGUGGUGGCAAGGAUUUGGAGAAAAUGGAUCACUCAUACAUUGCACCUGGAAAUGUGAAACGGUAACUGCCUCUCUGGAAAAGUGCGGCAGUGGCUUGCAAAUCAAACAAACACUUACUGUACAACCCAGCAAUUGUACUCUUCAUCCCAUAGAAAUGAAAGCAUUUACACAAAAACAUGUACACAAAUGUUGAUAGUAGCUUUAUUCCAAAUAGCCAAAAACUUGAAACAACCCACAUGGGUGAAGAGUUAAACUGUGGUAAUCCAUACACAGAAUACUACUAAGUAAUAAAAAGAACAAACUAUCGAUGCACACAACAACUGGAAUCAUCUCAGGGGAAUAAUACUGAAUGAAAAAGCCAAUCUCAUAAGGUUAAAUAGUGCAUUCUUCCAUUUAUUUAACAUUUUUGAAAUGACAAAAUGAUAGAGAUGAACAGAAUUAGUGGUUUCUGGGGUUAGGGAGGUAGUGGGAGGAGAAGAAAGAAAGUGGCUGUCGCUUUGAAAGGGUAGCAGGAGGGAUCCUUGUGAUAAACCUGCCCUGUGCAUUGACUGUGGUGUGGUCACAUGAAUCUAUACAUGCAAUAAAACUGCAUAGAAUUAACACGCAUAAAUGAGUGCAUGUAAAACUGGUGGUAUCUAAAUAAAGGCGGUCAAAAUUCAAGUGUGGGAACAUACAGAAAUACCAUUCUCAUUAAGAGUAAUUAGGUCUUUUCAUGGCACUCACUUCAAACUCCUUUAGUAAUCACCCUCUAGCUUCAGAAGUUUGUCUUCCAGCCUUCUUUGCAUGAGAGAGGAUGCACAGAAAUCUGGGGAUUGGGGACCUGUGGGAAGAAGAAGGGCACAGUGGGGGAGAAGCUGGAAGGCACAUAAAAAACCACUACAAUUUAAAAGAGCAGCAUAACUAAAGGGAGACUGUCUUCUGUUCCCAACUCUCUUCCUAAAUCUACUGGGAUUCUGAGUGUUAUUUUCCCUUUUCUACUGAAUGUUCGGCAGACAUAAUUAAAGUUGUAGUUAUACUAUGAUUUAGAAUAUGCCUAAUUUUGUGAGUAUGCAACUUUUACUAUUUUCCAAUUUAGACUUUACUCUUAGAAGAAUGUGAGCCUUUUAGCCACCCCUAAACAUACAA